GCGCCGCCGGGAGGGAGGAGCGACAGGGAAGCGAGCCAAUCGCCUGCUCCUACAGGACGGCACCUCCCGCCCUUUCGGGGUCUAGACCACUCAGAAGUGAGAACCGCGCUCGCCCCCUCCCCCAGACAGCCAAUAGACGGAGAGAAACAGCAAGAACGCGCGCCGCCAUUGGCGGGCGCCCCGGCGGCCUGGCGCUCUUGCUAGGCAGGGUAAAGAUGGCGGCUCUGGACAGGGUCAAGGUGCUGGUGCUGGGCGACUCCGGUGUCGGAAAGUCGUCUCUCGUUCACCUCCUGUGCCACAACCAGGUGCUGGGAAACCCGUCCUGGACAGUGGGCUGCUCCGUGGAUGUGCGAAUCCAUGACUACAAAGAAGGAACUCCAGAAGAGAAGACCUAUUACAUUGAGCUGUGGGAUGUUGGAGGUUCUGUGGGCAGUGCCACCAGUGUGAAAAGCACACGAGCAGUGUUCUAUAAUCUGCUGAAUGGGAUAAUUUUAGUGCAUGACUUGACCAACAAGAAAUCAUCCCAGAAUUUGUAUCGCUGGUCUUUGGAAGCACUCAACAGAGAUGUCGCUCCAACAGGAGUUCUCGUGACAAAUGGUGACUAUGACCGUGAACAGUUUGGUGAUAACCAGAUCCCACUGCUGGUAAUAGGAACUAAACUGGAUCAGAUCCCAGAAACCAAGAGGAAUGAAGUUUUGACCAGAACGGCAUUCUUGGCUGAGGAUUUCAAUGCUGAAGAAAUAAAUUUGGACUGCACCAAUCCUCGUUACCUGGCUGCAGGUUCAUCCAAUGCUGUCAAACUAAGUAGAUUUUUUGAUAAGGUCAUAGAGAAGAGAUACAUCUUAAGAGAUGGCAAUCAGAUACCUGGCUUCUCUGAAAGGAAGAGGUUUGGAGGAGGAACACUGAAGAGCCUUCAUUAUGACUGAGCACUGAAGAAGUGGAAGACAACUUCUCUGAGUUCCUAAUGCCUUCCCAUUCCAACUGGAUGCUCAGAGACAGUAAUGCUUCUGUCAAGCAGAGUAAAAUGAUAUUACAGCUGGCUAGCCUGCUGAAGGUUCUGUUGUUGGAAAAGACUUCGGAAAGGUUUUCCAAAAACCUAAUCUGGACCCUGGUGUACUUCUUAGGAUUGCAGACCGUCUGGAUCUAUGGGAACAUCUGGGGAAAGUGUGCAAUAAGUUGAAUGCCUCUCACACUGCUGUGGGAAACUUCAUCAUACACAGCACAUAUAUGUGACAUCCUUGUCUCCGUUUGGAAAACUUAUGGACAGUCUUUGCAGUGAUUUGCGUUCAUUUACCUCUGAAGGAAAGAUGACACUGAGUGGGUCUCUCAUGUGCAGUAAAGUGAGCAAAAUGUAACGAUGGGUAAGGAAUGGUCUGGAAAAUAAUAGAAUGCCUUCAUUAAAUGGAGUGUUGUUUCAUCUAGAGCACACUGUUCAUCCCUAUGCAAAAGGGAUAAAAGCAAUAGGCAAGAUAUGAAAAAAGAUUUGAAGCCUUAAAAAGAAUAUCAAUCAUAAGUAGAAAGCAACUGGUGUUAGUUCUGCUGCUUAAAUUAAAAUUGUUUACUUUGAAGAGGGCAAAUGUUUAUCUUUUCAUAAUUGAUUGUGGUCUUUUUAUAUUAAAAGGCAAUUCAUUGAAAACUGAUAGAAAAAG
This is a messenger RNA of Ficedula albicollis (Collared flycatcher), 1649 nucleotides long. It is a transcript of the gene RABL3, whose product is annotated as RAB, member of RAS oncogene family like 3. Lineage: Eukaryota; Metazoa; Chordata; Aves; Passeriformes; Muscicapidae. The record is from RefSeq and is a predicted model, not a curated record. Gene Ontology annotation, cellular component: endomembrane system. Gene Ontology annotation, biological process: intracellular protein transport. The coding region runs from base 216 to 926 and encodes 236 amino acids. Gene Ontology annotation, molecular function: GTPase activity. The transcript has 8 exons.